Molecule: messenger RNA, 2004 nt
Organism: Pyrenophora tritici-repentis Pt-1C-BFP
Lineage: Eukaryota; Fungi; Ascomycota; Dothideomycetes; Pleosporales; Pleosporaceae
Product: putative m6 family metalloprotease domain-containing protein
Biological process (GO): proteolysis
Molecular function (GO): peptidase activity
Source: RefSeq, a predicted model, not a curated record
AUGGCGUUUGGAAGCGCUAUGCUUCAAAUAACUUUGGCCGCUGUAGUCCCCCGCCAGAGCUCGCCUUCAUCCCCUUUCGCGCCGAUUGAUCCUCAGAACUGGGUCAAUCCGGACAACAUGACCUGGGACGAUUAUGUUGUGCCGCCAACAACAAACUGGGGAGAUCCGUCGCGCAAAGGCCGAGACCGCAACUUCAACAUUGCCAUGGUCACGGUUGACUACCCAGACUCGCCCUUUGUAGUCACUCUACCCGCCAACUCGGAUAUCUUUGGUAACCCGCAACCGUUGGCCGCUGGCAUGAAACGUGAGGAUGUGCCCAAGUUCUACCACGACUUUCUCAAUGUCCCCAACGAUCUCAAUCAAGGACACACGCUCCAUGAAUACUGGAUGGGCGAUUCGUUUGGGAAGUACGGUGUGGAUCUGACCGUGUUUGGCCCAUAUCGCAUGCCAGCGAAAAGUUACCAGUAUGGCGUCGAUGAUGAGGAGGGUGGUUUCAACGAAGGCGCGUGUCCCCAAGGCCCGCCAUGCUCAGUAGAUCUUCGAACCGAUGCACUUGGUGCAUGGCGCGCUGAAGUUGGGAAUGAGACUGCAGAUGCGUAUGAGCUGGCUUUUAUUCUAUCAGCUGGACAGGACGAGUCAUCAACAUGGCAGGAGUUUGGCGAGAUGAAGUUUGCAUCCAAAGAAGACGUUCCAGAGGCGUUUGGGCCGCCCGCCAACUCCUCGCUCCCAAAUUGGGCCAAGACACGAUACGUGGAGUGGUCUUCGUGGGCUUCAGCGUCGACUAUUUGGCCCAACGCCGGAAGCGGUUCUUCAACCCAGGGCGAAUCAAGUGGUCUGGCUACCUUUGCUCACGAAUUGUCGCAUCUUCUCGGCAUCGGCGACAACUACAAUAAUCCGUUCAGUAAUCCUGCCCGCCGUUCAUACACGGGCCCAUGGAGUAUGCUUUCUCGGGGUAGCUUCAAUGGACCCGGCGGACCUCAUACACGCUGGCAGAUUCCUCCGGUAAAGGGCGGGUCCAUGGGCUCAUUGCAUUCGAUGCGCGACAAGCAUCAGAUUGGCCUUAUCGACUCCACACCUAUCCUUCAGGUUUCUCGUGAUGGACUCGCCGCUUCCGGUCCGGUCGUUGCGCAGAUUACGGCUCGCUCCGUUGACCCUUUCGGCACCCUCAUGGGUUUCAACAUCUCUUUUGGCGCUGCGGGCGAUCUCGCGCCGCCUUGCAACACCACCACCGAUCCGCUGUGUGAUGGCCGUGGAUUCAACAACUACAACCUUGAGGUGAUUGAUCGCAUGGGACCAGACUCCUUCUGCCCCGACUCCGGAGUCAUGAUCAGCAAGACAAAGGAUAGCGACCGUGUCCAGCCUUUCCAGUGGACAAUUGACGCCAACCCCCAGGACGCACGACAGAUUGACUUUUACCUGCCCAACGGAACCGCGAGAUACUGGACCAUUGGCGAUUACAGGCAAUUGGCCGACGCGCUGUUCCAUGCCGGCACAAACUCUGGCUCGCAGUACGAGUACAUCGACGCGCCAAACGGCCUCCAUUUCUACAUCCUCGAUACCAUCCGCGAUGACGCUGGCGUUCUGCACUACACCGUCGGUGUCGCAUCGACCGCUACCAACGCCACCACUACCGCCAAACACGGCAUCGAGCUUGGGUCCGGCAAGGUUGCAAACAGCUCCAGCACCGCCAGCGGCACGUACUGUACUUUCGAGCUCAAAAACACUGGUCAGGCCGCUAUGCUAAGCACGAAUCCCCAUCCUCAGGAUCUCUCUGCUUACCUUGGAUCUGACAUCUUCCGUCUGGAGGCAAAGGUUGAGGGCGAGGGCUGGAAGGUUGCGUUACCCAACGCAUUGGCGUACGCUGGAGCGGGUAAACAGAAGAGUGUCAAGGUGGCUGUUGGUCAUGGAAGUAGUGCGUCAAAGGAGGCUACUGUGACACUCACGGCCACGAGCGAGAGCGACAAGUCUGUGUCGCGUGUUAAGACGUGCAAAGUACGAUUGUAG